UAAUGUUUCACAGACCGAGAGUUGCCCCUUCAUAAACAAUGAAAUGAAAAGAUUUCUUGCAGAGUUGCAACGUUAUAUUUAGGAAACUGGAUGUGUCUCUUCUGUUUGCUCUUGCUCAGUAUCACUGAAACAAAUAUUGCACUGUACAGCAUUCUCAAACACAUCGGGUUAAGAGCUACAGGAAACCAUGUCAGUGAACUUGGUUUAAAUAAGAAUCACAUAGAGUUGAGUGAUAUCAAACAAGCAGCGACUGCGUCGGUUAUUCUUUUGUUGCUCAAAAAGUAAAUGUCCGCGAUUGUGAGAAGUCACUGCUCCUACAGUACAUACUUUCACUUUUGGUUGCUGAACUAAAGCGUAACAGACCACGAGUAGGACACAGAAGAGAUGAUGGAUGAGAGAACAGCACUUCUUAAAGAUGGACCGGCUUCUUCUACAAGCAAUAGCAAGCUGUUCCUGGCUGUGUUUUCUGCAGUACUGGGAAACUUCACGUUUGGCUAUGCAUUAGUAUACCCCUCCCCCGUUAUUCCCUACCUCGAGGUCGAUGACAACCCCAAUCUCAGGAUGGACACCUCACACAUCUCCUGGUUCGGGUCAGUCUUCUCACUUGGUGCUGCAGCUGGGGGUCUUGGGGCCAUGUUUCUGAAUGACAAGAUGGGCAGAAAGCUGAGCAUCAUGAUGUCUGCAGUGCCGGCCACCAUAGGGUACCUGCUGAUGGGGUCAGCACAGGCCGUGUGGAUGCUCUACCUGGGACGCGUCCUGACGGGCAUCGCGAGUGGAAUGACGGCUGCCUCCAUUCCUGUUUAUGUGUCAGAGAUUUCCAGCCCAGCUGUGAGGGGAAUAUUGGGAUCCUGUCCACAGAUUACAGCAGUUUUUGGGUCCCUCACUCUUUACAUUUUGGGUUUUCUGUUGCCAUGGCGAUGGCUGGCCAUUGCUGGGGAGGUACCAGUCAUUGUCAUGCUUGUGCUGCUCUGUUUCAUGCCUGACUCGCCUCGAUAUCUCAUUGCCAAAGGCAGAAAGGAGGAGGCACGCAAGGCCCUCUCAUGGCUUCGGGGCAGUUGCUCUGAAUUUAUGCCUGAGUUCAACAGAAUUGAGAGAAGUAUUGCUACUCAGGGUAGCAUCACCUGGUCAGACCUGGCCAAGCCUUGCUAUUAUAAGCCAAUCUUAAUCUCCACGACAAUGAGGUUCCUCCAACAAAUGACUGGCAUCACUCCAAUCCUGGUUUAUCUAGAACCUAUCUUUCUAAGAACCAGGAUCACCUUGGAGCCCAAAUAUGAUGCUGCUAUGGUGGGAGCCGUACGCCUCCUUUCUGUUAUGACUGCUGCUACGUUAAUGGACAGGGCUGGUAGGAAGCGACUCCUCUUCACCUCAGGCUUCCUGAUGUUUCUUGCUAGCCAGUGUAUGAGUCUGUACACACACACCGGAAGCUGUCCCUUUGUGAAUAUCACGACCUCAUCUACUCAUCUCAGUGUUCAGCAACCUCCUGACUUCCUGCGGAGUCUACAGUUUGACCCAGUUACCCUCAUCCCACUGUUAAGCACGAUGAUCAUUAUAUUCGGUUACGCCAUGGGAUGGGGUCCUAUCACGUGGCUUCUGAUGUCAGAAAUCCUGCCUCUAGGUGCCCGGGGUAAGGCAUCUGGCCUAUGUGUUGGAGUUAGCUGGGUCACCGCCUUCGUCUUGACCCAGGUCUUCAUGCAUGUGGUGGAAAACUUUGGCCUUUUUGUGCCUUUCACUUUUUUUUCUGUGGUGUCAGUGAUCAACAUACUUUUCACAGCUUUGUGCGUCCCAGAGACAAAGGGACGGACUCUGGAGGAGAUUGAGAACUAUUUUCGCACUGGACGCACUUUUACCAUUAUUGAAAACUGAUGUUCUUUAGACGGGUUUCCAAACAGUUUGCUGACUUCACAGACUUGCCUGGCACUUUGUAAAUGCCUACAAAGACAAACUGACCACUUCCUCAAUUAAAUAGGAAGUUCAGAAGAUGUAAAUGUUAAAACCAGGGGAUGGUGCAAGAAUUUGUGUCUAUUUUUGUUUUCCACUAAUAUACUAUAUGACUUGCGUACAUAUUUUUAAACAGUGAGUUAUUGUCAGCAUUUGAAGAGAACACAGAAGACAUAGAGAUAGAAAUGCAUUUUUACACCUUAUGCGGGAUCCAUGGGAAAAUGAAAAUUAAGUGUUAUUAAUUUAAUGGAUGACAGCAACUGGAAAAAAGCUUGGAAAACCAACCAUGCAAAGACACAAACAAAUGCAUUUGUUGUGCCAAACGACGAAUGUUACAGGUGAGACCUAUGGGAAAAUCUGUUAAUCUACACGUGAACAAAUGGGCUAUCCUACAAAGUAAAUACACAUACAGGCAGUCCCCAGGUUAAGAACUCGUACUUUUGAACAAACUGCUAUAAAGCCUAUUCUAUUAAAGAUUUCAGUUAAAUACAGUAAUUCCUAAUAACAAAUUUGUGACAAAAACAUUGCAUGGCUUCACCCACUAAUAAACUCAAGAUACAGUA
Molecule: messenger RNA, 2501 nt
Organism: Brienomyrus brachyistius
Lineage: Eukaryota; Metazoa; Chordata; Actinopteri; Osteoglossiformes; Mormyridae
Product: solute carrier family 2, facilitated glucose transporter member 6-like
Exons: 10
Coding region: 385-1863 (492 amino acids)
Biological process (GO): transmembrane transport
Cellular component (GO): membrane
Molecular function (GO): transmembrane transporter activity
Source: RefSeq, a predicted model, not a curated record